Molecule: messenger RNA, 1152 nt
Organism: Pyrus x bretschneideri (Chinese white pear)
Lineage: Eukaryota; Viridiplantae; Streptophyta; Magnoliopsida; Rosales; Rosaceae
Exons: 1
Coding region: 1-1152 (383 amino acids)
Biological process (GO): protein localization to plasma membrane; phosphatidylinositol phosphate biosynthetic process
Cellular component (GO): plasma membrane
Source: RefSeq, a predicted model, not a curated record
AUGUCGAACGAUCCCUCCACCUCAUCCACCGCAGAAGAUCAUCAAGACACCAUCAGUUCCACCACCACCACCACCACCACCCCAACAAUUACCACUUCUGCCUCAUCAGACCACUCAUCAUCCCUCUCCAAAGCCCAAUCAACAAUCCAGUCCCUCUCAACCAUCCUCCCCUCUCUCCCUCCUUCCCUCGCCUCCUCCUCCAACCCUUCCCGCUCCCUCCUCCAUGACCACCACACCGCCUCCCACAUCUCCUCCCUUCUCUGCCUACCCGACUCCGGUGCAGGCGACAACAACCUCUGCCGUUGGCUCUACGACACCUUCCAAUCCUCCGAUAACGACCUCCAACUUGUGGUCCUUCGCUUCCUUCCCAUCAUCGCCGGUGUCUACCUCUCCCGCGUGUCUCUUCGUAUACCCAUAGCCGGCUUUGAGGCUGUUCUGUUAGCCCUCUACGCCCACGAAACCACCACACGUGCCAGCCAGGCCAUUACCGUCAACGUGCCUGACUUGUCACACCCCAGCCUUUACCACGAAACAAAGGCACCCAUUAAGAACAAUUCGACAGGCCUAAACUUGGCCGUUAUAUCCCCCAGCUUGGAACCCUAUGGCACAGUGAGGUCCACAAGGAGGGCGAGGAUUGUUGGGGUUGCGCUGGAGUUGUACUACAGCAAGAUAGGUGAAAUGCCGGUGCAGUCUAAAAUCGAGUUUUGUGAGUUUUGUAGGGUUUGGGCUGGCGAAGACGGCGAAAUGUACAAGGAGAUGACUGGUAGUAGUAGUAGUAGCAGCAGCACUAAUAAACGUAAAGAAGAGGGUGGAAAGUGUGAAGUACAGGAGGAUGGAAAUGAUGAGAAUAAGGAAGGUGGUUCGGGAAAGGCUGUGGUGGGCGUGGGCAUGGGGAGAAUUCCACUGCCGUGGGAAUUACUGCAGCCGGUUUUGCGAAUUUUGGGACACUGCCUUUUGUGUCCAAACCAAAACAAGGAGGUGAUUGAUAAGGCGAGCAAGGCUUGUACCAGUUUGUAUGCGAGGUCUAUGCAUGAUAUCAAUCCCAAGGCUAUUUUGGCCACUAGGAGUCUGCUUAGGCUGACCAACACGGCGGCCAAAGAUGAUAAUUUUGAUCCAACUGAAAUUCCUAAAUCUCGAGUUAUCAGUAUCUAG